Venturia canescens is the source of this 3125-nucleotide messenger RNA. RefSeq names its product pantothenate kinase 3 fbl (gene fbl). Gene Ontology annotation, biological process: coenzyme A biosynthetic process. NCBI's taxonomy places the organism in Eukaryota, Metazoa, Arthropoda, Insecta, Hymenoptera, Ichneumonidae. The transcript is spliced from 13 exons. Bases 835 to 2073 code for a protein of 412 amino acids. The record is from RefSeq and is a predicted model, not a curated record. Gene Ontology annotation, molecular function: pantothenate kinase activity; ATP binding. Gene Ontology annotation, cellular component: nucleus; cytosol.
UCAUCAUUUUCCUUUGAGAAAGAAGUUCGUGCUAUUAUAGUAGUACAGUAGUAGUCGUCGCGUACGAAGAAACAACACAACAACCAAAUCAUUUCUGGGGAAAUAGCCUCAAUAAACCAAAGCGAGGACGAAAGAAAAUGAACUUUACGAGUAUAGAAUUAUAAAUAUCCGUGAGCCGUCAACUCGCCGUCAAAUUUCCAAGAGUAAAAUAACUUGGACGGUGGCCUAUGAAAGCGUUCCUUUGAUGUAACAGUGUUUUUCUCAUUAUCAGGUGAAAAAAGUUCUGUUGUUGGUUUAACCAUUAUUAUAACGAGAUGCGUGUAGCAACAGUUGAUGAGUCGAACAAGAGACGCGAAUGUCAUCGCUACUUUAAACUCGACCUUUUUGGAUUUCGGAUGCGGAUGAAAAAUACGAUAAUUGUCAAACUUAUCCGCCGUUGCAAAUAAUUUCAUGAUCUUCACGAGAUAAUACACAUCUUUAUGUCAAAAUCGCACAAUGUUUUCAGCAAGAAUUACCAAAUGUCGCUGAGUUUGGUAUCAAUACUGCUUCGUCAAGCCUGCUCAUAAAACUUUUCAUACAUAGAUCCAAGCAUGAAACCAGUUUUAUAAUACCUAAGGAUUUGGAAGAAAGAAAGAUGGCGCUUUGUAUAGAUGAAAACAAAUGAACUUUUGUAAAUGCUACGGCUCUCUAACUUGAGAGAAAUAAAAGAUUGCAUAUUCAUUGAACACCGACGAAAAACGACGAUAGCAUUUUAGGCGCUGACUCGCCAAGGCAUCGCAGAUAAAUCCGUGGUCGUUUCCUCGAGACGGACAAAGGAUCAUUUCUCGUUGGGCUAUGAGUCCAAACGUUUUUAAGGGUCGUCAAAGUGCACGAGUCAUGGCAUCGAAUGGCUAUUCGAAUUCAGCUGCUCCAGCCACACCGACAACAACCCAACAUCAACAACAAAAUCACUCACCGCCCUGUGAGUCCCCGAAUUCUAUGCCUUGGUUCGGCAUGGAUAUCGGUGGUACGCUCUCGAAAUUGGUAUACUUUGAGCCGAAGGAUAUAACGAGAAUCGAGGCGGACGCGGAGGUUGAGACACUCAAGAACAUACGACGUUACUUGACGAAAAAUUCAUCGUACGGUAAAACGGGACACCGUGACACGCAUUUACAAAUGGACAAUGUGUUGAUACGAGGUAGGAGAGGUACUCUCCACUUUAUUCGAUUUCCAACUAGCGAAAUGGGCAAUUUUUUGGCUCUAGCAAAAUCUAAAGGGAUGGCUAAUUUGGUCACCACUGUUUGUGCAACGGGUGGAGGUGCCUUCAAGUUUGAAGAAAAUUUUAAAAAGGAAGUGAAUAUGAGUUUGGCCAAGUUUGACGAAUUGAACAGUUUGUUACACGGAAUGCUGUACAUAGAAACGACGAAUCCCCACGAGUGCUAUUACUGGUCUCAUCCGACCGAUGAGACUAAAUGUUGCCAGGUUCCUUAUGACUUUUCCGAGCCCUAUCCCUUUUUGCUCGUCAAUAUAGGCUCAGGCGUGAGUAUAUUAGCGGUUUAUGGCCCGGACAAGUUCAAGAGGAUAUCCGGCACCAGUCUGGGUGGUGGAACUUUUCUCGGUCUUUGUUGUUUACUCACCGGUUGCAAUAGUUUCGAAGAGGCGAUCGAGCUUGCAACGAGCGGGGACAAUACGAGGGUGGAUAAACUCGUUAAGGAUAUUUACGGCGGUGAUUAUGGACCGUUCGAACUUCCAGGAGAUCUCGUAGCGAGCAGUUUUCUCAAUGUAUUCAGCUUCGGUCAGAUGAAUUCGAAAAAUCGUCGUAACGCUGUAAGCAAAGAGGAUCUCGCUCGUGCUACCCUCGUCACAAUCACAAACAACAUUGGCUCGAUCGCCCGAAUGUGCGCCGUUAACGAAAACAUCGAAAGGGUGGUAUUCGUCGGUAAUUUUCUAAGGGUCAACGAAAUAUCUAUGAAAUUGCUCGCUUACGCGAUGGAUUACUGGUCCAAGGGAACUAUGAAGGCCUUUUUUCUGCGACACGAGGGUUACUUCGGAGCGGUCGGCUGUCUAUUGCAAUACAAUGGUGAAGCGAGCUAAAAUUCGGAUAAUUCAACAAAUUCAUAUCUCCGGCAUUCCACUUAAUUCAAAUAGUGUUAAAUUACUCAUAAUAUUAUGUAAUGUGUAAGCAUGGAGCAUGGAGCAACGGGUCUCGUUUGUCACCGGUCGGAAUGACAUUUAAUUAUUUAUUUUUGUCGUUGCUGGGUAAAUUCAUUUCGGAAAGAGAUUCCAUCUCUGUGUGCCAAACGCGAGAAAACAAUAAUAAUUAUUUUUAUUACCACCGCAUUGGUUUUUCAACAUAUCGCUGUUUAGGGGCGAGAGAGAAUGAAGCAACCCGUAAUUCAAUUCAAUUCAGCCGGUGAAAAUGCCCCGCUUACGAAAAACUCUGGCGGAAAAAAAACAUUUUUUGGAAAAAGACCGUUGCUAAAUGGCACAAAAUUUGCAAAAUAUCACACAAACGGAACAAUAAAAUUUUACGAAUAUCAUCAAGGACCAAAAUCAACUGAAUAAUUUGCAAUCACUAAAUGAGAAAGUAUGACUCGUUGGAAAUAUCGUAGCGCUACGAACGGGCGCGUCGAAAUGAACCCACGCACAUACGAGUAAUUAUGAUGAUGCUAAUAAUGUUUCCGACGAACCGGCGAGUAACGGAAUUAAUUUCUUAUCAGGCAUUUUUUUUUCUUUUUUUAUAAUCGCUCGUAAAUAUAAUAAACGGAGUGAUACGCUGCUGGUGCAGUUUUAAUCAGGGAUAAUGUAUUGUUAUGAAUUGAUAGUUUCGAAUUUCGGUAUUAUGGUAAUCAUUUUUUGCGUAACUCAACGCUUCAGAACGAGUGUGUACUUGUACCAACUAUCUCGCGUGUCGGACAUGUGCGCUCGCUCAAUUGACGUAUUCUCGAACGUUGGAUUCAAAGAAAAUCACGAAAGUCGUCAAAAGAUUCGAUAUUUGUACACGAGGUCAACUUGGUGACUUGGUGACUCGUGUCCUCUUGUACUGCUGACUUGAAAAAAAUCAAUUUAGAGUCUAAUGAACGAUUAUAAAUAUCGAUAUUGUGAAAAAACAAUGAUACGAAUAAACGAGCAUUUAUUAAUGGAAA